AUGGAUGUGUCUUCUCCAUUAAAGAAUACCGAUGUUUAUUCGUUAAUUCAAGAAUGGCAAUGUUUUCUCACUCAUCUUUAUCUUGUUAUCGAUAAUAAUAGUCAAUAUUCAACAUUUAAUCUUGAUCGAUUCUCUCAUUGUCUCACUCAUCUUACAUUACACUUUUACCGAGGUAUUCAAGUAUCAUUUGCAUGUCUUGAACGAUGUUUGAUUAAAUUGUUUCAAUUAACAAAUUUCACUUGUCAAGCAAAUGGUUCAUGGGAUUUAAUCGAUGGAAAACAAUGGGAACAAUUACUUUUGAAAACACGAAUUAUUCGAUUUAAUUUCAAAUUUAAGUUGAAUUUCACUUGGGAAAUUCCAUCAAUACUGGAACCAUUUCGUUCAUCAUUUUGGCUUGAACAACGACAUUGGUAUGUCGGAUGUUACCAAGAUGAAUCAGACACAAGCACAAUUAUCUAUUCAAUACCUCGAUUUCGAAUACGUACGCUUAAGUAUCCUUCAGUUGAAUUUUCACAUAUGACAACAGCACCAUCGAAUAUCGAAAAAAGGUUUCUCUAUUCAAGUAGAAUCAAUUAUUUCUCGUGUAAUAUGAAUAAAUUAAUUACACCAGUUGGUUGUCGCUUCAAUCAAGUUAAAUCAUUGACACUUUCGGGUUCAUCAUUAUUAUCAUUGAAUAUUCUAUCAUCAAUUGUUGAUCUUCAACAAAUUCAAUAUCUAGAUGUGGCCGAUAUUCAUCUCUUGUUACCUGAUGAACUUGAAAAUCUUAUUGCUCAUACUCCUCGUGUCACUCGUUUAUCAAUGAAAUUCGAUCCAUUGUUCAUUAUACCUUAA
This is a messenger RNA of Rotaria sp. Silwood1, 831 nucleotides long. NCBI's taxonomy places the organism in Eukaryota, Metazoa, Rotifera, Eurotatoria, Philodinida, Philodinidae. The record is from the annotation of a GenBank genome assembly.